Molecule: messenger RNA, 1498 nt
Organism: Esox lucius (northern pike)
Lineage: Eukaryota; Metazoa; Chordata; Actinopteri; Esociformes; Esocidae
Gene: sec13
Product: SEC13 homolog, nuclear pore and COPII coat complex component
Exons: 9
Coding region: 97-1038 (313 amino acids)
Biological process (GO): protein import into nucleus; positive regulation of TOR signaling; COPII-coated vesicle budding
Cellular component (GO): nuclear pore outer ring; COPII vesicle coat
Molecular function (GO): protein binding; structural molecule activity
Source: RefSeq, a predicted model, not a curated record
CCGGAAUAUUGUCGGACGUACAUAUAAUUUAUAUUUUUCUGGUUGUGGGUUCAAUAGCUUGUUGCAAGUGCCACGUCGGAUCCGUCCUCUUCGAUCAUGGUUUCCGUAAUCAAUACGGUGGACACCUCCCAUGAGGACAUGAUCCAUGAUGCUCAAAUGGAUUACUAUGGCACCAGACUGGCCACCUGUUCUUCUGACAGGUCUGUCAAGAUCUUUGAUGUCAAAAAUGGAGGCCAGAUCCUGGUUGCAGAUCUGAGAGGCCAUGAGGGCCCAGUUUGGCAGGUGGCCUGGGCUCACCCCAUGUAUGGCAACAUCCUGGCCUCGUGUUCCUACGAUCGUAAAGUCAUCAUAUGGAAGGAAGAGAACAACAGCUGGGAGAAGAUGUAUGAGUACACUGGACACGACUCCUCAGUCAACUCGGUGUGCUGGGGUCCUUAUGACUUUGGCCUGAUCCUGGCCUGUGGAAGCUCAGAUGGAGCCAUUUCAUUGCUGACCUUCUCUGGGGAUCAACAGUGGGAAAUUAAGAAGAUCAACAAUGCACACACUAUCGGCUGUAAUGCAGUGAGCUGGGCUCCUGCCGUGGUCCCAGGUAGUCUGAUAGACCAGCCCUCAGGACAGAAGCCCAACUACAUCAAGCGCUUUGUCUCCGGAGGCUGCGACAACCUGGUGAAGCUCUGGAAAGAGGAGGAUGGUCAGUGGAAGGAAGACCAGAAACUGGAAGCCCACAGUGAUUGGGUCAGAGAUGUCGGCUGGGCGCCAUCUAUAGGACUGCCCUCCAGCACCAUUGCCAGCUGUUCUCAGGAUGGUCGUGUGUUCAUCUGGACUUGUGACGACCCCUCCGGCAACACGUGGACAGCUAAACUCCUCCAUAAGUUCAGUGAUGUGGUUUGGCAUGUCAGCUGGUCUAUCACUGGAAACAUCCUGGCUGUGUCUGGCGGGGACAACAAGGUGACUCUGUGGAAGGAGUCUGCAGAUGGCCAAUGGGCUUGUAUCAGUGAUAUUAAUAAAGGCCAGGGCGCUGUAUCAAACGAACAGUGAUCCAAGUGCACCAGGACUUCUGUCUUCUUUCUAGAUGGGAUUAUUUUGGGCUCAGUUGAACGCAGACGGUUCCCUGUACUGUCCUCCCAGUGUGACCCUGUUCAGUGACCUGGAGGAUAUUUCAGAUCUCUGUGUCUGGUUAAAUUAUUGACCUCCACUCUCUGCAGCUCCUGUACUUCAAGUUGUUAAUACAUCAUUGAUUGUUAUUUUUACUAGUUUGUUUCAUAUGAUGUAUUUAAUGCACAGACAUGCUAAUCUAUGAUGAAAUCAUAACACAGGGAAUAUUGAGAGAAACCGGUUACAACCAGUUCAGACAUCUGUUAAUGAACUUUAUAAACUAUUAACAUUCUGUCAAAAACAAAACUGUUUUGUGAGAUUUUCUUCCAUUUAAUUGUGUAAAUGAGAAUUUUUUUUUUUUUCAUAUUUCCACUGAUUAAACAACUUGAAGGCAGAAUCUAUA